AUGAAUGAUAAAUUUGUUUUAUUGAAAUUCGCGGGGUCAGAAAAGAAAACCGAGCAAGUGGUGCCGAUAAUAAACGAGAACGACUCUGUGAGCACGGAAGAGCUGCGGUUUGGAGACAAUGAUUUGCUGGCAGCAACUUGUGCUGCAGCAGCAGCAGCAGAUUUUCUCUUUUUGCUGACGGACGUGGAGUGUCUGUACACCCGAGACCCCCGCUUCUUUCGAGAUGCUUCUCCAGUCUAUUUUGUAAACGCGUUCACAGAUGUUUAUUCUUACCUAUCAAGCAGCAGCAGCAGCAGCAACAGCAGCAGCAGCAACAGCAGCAACAACAACAAUAAUGGCAGCAACGACAAUGGAAACAACAGCAACAGCAGCAGCAGCAGCAGCAGCAGCGGCAGCAGCAGCAGCAGCAGCAACAACUGGGGCACUGGGGGUAUGCUGAGCAAAGUGCGAGCAGCAAAGUUGGCGACGAACUUGGGGAUAAAUGUUGCAGUCAUUAAUGGCAGCAAACCGGAGAGGGUACUAAGCAUUCUUUAUUACCUUGCUGCGCGGCCAGCAGCAGCAGCAACAGCAGCAGCAGCAGCAGAAGCUGCAGCAGCAGAAGCUGCAGAAGCAGCAGCAGACACCACCGAGGAAGAGACAGAGACAGACUUCACCAGCAGCGAGUGCUACAGCGCAGCAGACAUGAAUUGGCCGCUGCUCAGCAGCAGCAGCAGAGGCAUCAGCAGCAGGGACUUUAAAGGGGAAGCUACUUCUCCAACAGCAGCAGCAGGAGCUGCUGCUGCUGCUGCUGCUGACAAUUCGACGGGGCAGUUGGCCUCUCGAAGUGGAGAAGUGCCCGCAGCUGACCCUGCAGCAGCAGCAACAGCAGCAACAGCAACAGAUACAGCAAUAGCUGCUGCUGCACCUCCUAAGUCCGCGACCAGCGAAUACACGCACAAACAAAACGGUCCCCAACAGCAGCAGCAGCAGCAGCAGCAGCAGCAAGAGUUCUGGAAGCGCCCCCCGCCCAUUCGCUUUUCUGUCCCCUCAGAGGAAGAAAUGAAGACUUCCCCGCCGCCAUUUACAGGCACCAUUUUUGCUGCUACGGGGGCCCCCAGGGGCCCCUCUGUGGCGCUGCUGAAGCGCUGGAUUCUUUCGCUGCCAAUUGGAGGGGAAAUUUAUGUGGAUCUUGGCUGCGCCAAAAGCAUCAUCAAAAACAGAAAAAGCCUUUUUGCUGCAGGAAUUAAGGAUGUCAGGGGCUCUUUUGCAGCAGGGGAGUGCGUCAGCAUUUACCUGUUUGGCUAUAAGCCCAAAGGCAGCAAAGAAGCUGCAGAGCUCGCGCGGUGUAUCUGCAGCUUUUCGAGCAGCGAGCUGCGGGUCAUUAAAGGGCACCGCAGCAGGGACUUUGAGAGGCUUUUGGGCUACAGCUGUGCAGCAGAAGUUUCAAAUCGGCGCUUUUUGGUGCUGCUGCUGAUGAAUGGCGAAGAGCCGCUGCAGCAGCUGUGCCAGGGGGACUUUAAAUGA
Molecule: messenger RNA, 1503 nt
Organism: Eimeria tenella
Lineage: Eukaryota; Apicomplexa; Conoidasida; Eucoccidiorida; Eimeriidae
Product: glutamate 5-kinase, putative
Exons: 6
Coding region: 1-1503 (500 amino acids)
Cellular component (GO): cytosol
Molecular function (GO): RNA binding; glutamate 5-kinase activity; ATP binding
Source: RefSeq, a predicted model, not a curated record